Messenger RNA from Trypanosoma rangeli, 975 nucleotides. RefSeq lists its product as uncharacterized. NCBI's taxonomy places the organism in Eukaryota, Euglenozoa, Kinetoplastea, Trypanosomatida, Trypanosomatidae. Bases 1 to 975 code for a protein of 324 amino acids. The transcript has a single exon. The record is from RefSeq and is a predicted model, not a curated record.
AUGCGAGGUCAGCGAGCUGCCAAAUUCGCCGAAUACACCGCAACAUACGCAAUUCUGAAGCGCCUUGGGCUGCAUGACACGGUGCUGAUUGAAAAACGUGACGCGUCUGUGGGGUAUGGGGUUUUUGUAAAGGAUGCGUGCGAUGCGGGUACCCCGCUGCUGGUGGUUCCCUCGCGACGUGCUUGUGCCGUGACGACCCUAGAGAAACUGGGAGCUAAUUUGCGGAUGGUUGAGACGGGUGCACUACUGAAACUUCACCGCCUGAACGACGGCGCGUUAUCGAGAAUACUGGGUUGCAGUGCAAGCCAAUGGGCGAAGCUUGCAUGGCAUCUUGCGAUUGAGCGUCAGCGGGCUUUUUCGCCUUGGUGGGGAUGGCUAAGCGUCUUGCCGAGUUCUCCAUCGUUUAAUACAAUGGAGGAAAAUAGCGAGCGCCUAUGCCGACUUCAUUACACGGCACUCCUGCCCUACCUGACGGAUGUCCGACGCAGAAUUAAAGAUGAGGUAAAGACUGCGCAUGCGAUAUUUGCUGAAGAAAACGUGGUACCCUCACUUUCUUACUUUAGUGGGGCGGUGGACGUCGUGUUGUCGAGAGCUCAACAUUUGCCUUUAUGCUGGACCACGGCACCAGGUGACUCUGUAGAGAUGGGGAUUUUGCCUUUCGUUGACCUCAUCAACGGGGACGAUGGCGUUGACAGGCGACGGAAUGCUGUGGUGGAGGUGGCAUUCACUGUGGAGGAAUUGCCUAGCUGGUAUCGCGCAUGGUUCGUGCAGGAGUCGGAGCGAGGGGGUAUCGAUGGUGAGAGGGAGCUCCAGCGCUUGAUGGAGGAGCACUUCUUUGCCGUGGUCGUUCUGGAGCGCGGUUUGCUUGCCGCGGAGGAGGUGAUCCUCGAUUACGAGCUUCAGCCUUGGGUCACGGGCUCGCUGAGCCCCACGGAGGAACUGUUGCUGGGGAGACUCUUGAGAUACUUCUUUUAA